Lineus longissimus is the source of this 1447-nucleotide messenger RNA. RefSeq lists its product as uncharacterized. The coding region runs from base 145 to 723 and encodes 192 amino acids. Lineage: Eukaryota; Metazoa; Nemertea; Pilidiophora; Heteronemertea; Lineidae. The record is from RefSeq and is a predicted model, not a curated record. The transcript is spliced from 3 exons.
GCGCAUAACUACGUUAAGAUAACCAGUGACGGAAAGCUGGAUAUUGAGCGUGAUAGUUUCACAAUCGCGACUUAUCUUUACCAAGACGUGCUUAGAGACGGGCCAAUCGUGGAGUGGAGAGGAAGAGGAGCUUACGGAACUCACAUGUGGAUUCAUGGAGGCAAGCUUUUCACCAACCUGGAUGCCCAUACUGGACACAGCCAUAUGCAAUUUCAUAUUGCUCCACCAACUAAGAAAUGGUCGUUCGUAGGGAUUAGCUACAGUCAACAAACUGGCAAUUUGGUGAUGUGGGUCGAUGGUAAUGUUGUCAUCAAGAAUGUCGGAGCCAUAGGACUCCGAGACAUGUUGGGUGAUUUGUACGUUGGACUCAGACCGGCAAAUGGUGGGUCCAAAUUCACGGGAAAGCUGGCCGGAACAACGCUGAUGAGAUGUGCAGUCAGUGGUAAGGCCCAGAUCGAGGAACUUAGGAAGCUGAUCAUAAGUAGAGCCAAACCUGCUACAUGUGACACGCAAAUGAAGACCAAGGUAGCUAGUGGAGUGACAUAUACAUUUGCCGGGAUGCAGUAUUACUGCAAGGAUGACGGGAAGUAUGCUGAAGUCAAGAAGGUUGGCAAUUGUGCUAUCCCUUUCAAAUACAAGGGCGUGUGGUACAGUGGAUGCAUCGAUUCAAAACCAUGGUGUUCAAAGGACCACGUCUACACCAAAAACUGGGAAUAUUGUUGAACCCGAACAUAUCGACUAACUUUUCGCAUGGUCUUAGAACCAUUGUACUCCAAUAUGCUACACAAAACUACUAAAAACGCUAUCAACUCUAAAUCUUUCGAUAAUAGUGGAACUUUCUCUUGAUUUUCCGAUGUAAAGAGAAUUGCAUUUUAUUUUACAUCAAUCUUGAUUCUGUGGUUGUAAACAAAGGCGCAUAGUCUUGUCAGGUUCUAAAGAAAUAUUUCAAAGGAUUAUUGGUCAGAACACUUUGUAUCCAACUACCAAAGUAAUACUGGUGGAAAAUGUAAUACCAUUGUCUCAUUAAAGACACGCUUUGAGAAUGAAAAAUAUUAAGACAUUAUUGCGAAUAGACGCGACCGACUUUCGCUUACCCGUUUUAGAAUCAGCAGUCAUAGGUGAAAAAUUGAGACGAGGAGGUUUGUUCAACCUAUCAUUCCUCGAGAAAACAGAUUCUGUCAUUUUUGUUCUGCUUCUAAAAAUAUAAACUGUGUUGAAGAUGAAAUCCAUGUUCUUUUAGACUGUCCAAAUUUUUGAAAGGAUAGGGAACUUUUUAUCGAAAAAUCCAUCCCACAGUACCCUUCCGUCAACCUCCUAUCAAAAAAAUUCAUUUACCUAAUGACUGCGGAGGGUGAUUUACUUCAUAAAGUUUCAAAGUUUUGUGCAAAUAAUUUAUAAGACAAGUGACUUUAUUUCGAUACUGGUAUUUUGAUACACUUUGUUCAUC